Populus euphratica (Euphrates poplar) is the source of this 1062-nucleotide messenger RNA. Its product is annotated as transcription initiation factor IIF subunit beta-like. The transcript is spliced from 6 exons. The coding region runs from base 164 to 949 and encodes 261 amino acids. Gene Ontology annotation, biological process: transcription initiation at RNA polymerase II promoter; transcription by RNA polymerase II. Gene Ontology annotation, cellular component: transcription factor TFIIF complex. NCBI's taxonomy places the organism in Eukaryota, Viridiplantae, Streptophyta, Magnoliopsida, Malpighiales, Salicaceae. The record is from RefSeq and is a predicted model, not a curated record.
GAAUCCGGUUCAAGGAAAGGGUCCUCGGUUCACCUCUCAAAACAACAGCGUCAAUAAAGAGAAGACUAGACGAGACAAGACUGGGAAGCAAAGCAGUAAAAAUCUCAAAAAAACUGAACGAGAAAGACAAGCAAAAUUCGAGCAAGAAAAAUCAAGCAGGGAGAUGGAAGAGGAUAACAGCAGUAGCAGCGCUAAUUUAGAAACAUCAAAGGCAGACAGAUCUGUUUGGUUGAUGAAGUGUCCAGUAGUGGUUGCGAAGUCAUGGAAAAAUCAUACCUCCCCUUCUUCUUCAGAUUCUGCCCCUCUUGCUAAAGUCGUUCUCUCCCUCGAUCCUCUCCAAUCUGACGAUCCCUCUGCUCUUCAGUUCACUAUGGAGAUGGCUCGCACCGAGACUGGGAAUGUACCGAAGAGUUAUUCUUUGAAUAUGUUUAAAGACUUUGUUCCUAUGUGCGUCUUUUCUGAGACACCUCAAGGGAAGGUCGCCAUGGAAGGAAAAGUGGAACAUAAAUUUGACAUGAAGCCCCAUGAGCAGAACAUUGAGGAGUAUCAUAAAUUGUGCCGUGAAAGGACGAAGAAAUCUAUGGUCAAGAUAAGACAGAUACAGGUGAUUAAUAAUGACCGUGGAGUUCACAUGAGGCCCAUGCCUGGAAUGGUUGGCUUGAUUUCAUCUAGCUCCAAGGAUAAGAAGAGAACACAACCAGUUAAACAAUCGGACGUUAAGAGAACCAGGAGGGAUCGUGGGGAAUUGGAAGAUAUCAUGUUCAAGUUAUUUGAAAGACAACCAAAUUGGGCCUUAAAGCAGCUUGUUCAAGAAACAGAUCAACCUGCGCAAUUCUUGAAAGAGAUACUGAAUGAGCUGUGUGUGUACAAUAAGCGGGGAACAAACCAAGGAACCUAUGAACUUAAGCCAGAAUAUAAGAAAACUGUUGAGGAUACAGGUGCUGAUUAAUCUUCUCAUCUAUAUUUGUAUGGUUGAAACUUUACCAUUUUUCUCCUGACAGAUAUAGGUCAGUAGCAAACCUUUAUGGAAGGAGACCAUAAAAAAAAAAUUAAAAAAAAAUG